Molecule: messenger RNA, 3813 nt
Organism: Ochotona curzoniae (black-lipped pika)
Lineage: Eukaryota; Metazoa; Chordata; Mammalia; Lagomorpha; Ochotonidae
Gene: NDST1
Product: N-deacetylase and N-sulfotransferase 1
Exons: 14
Coding region: 371-3019 (882 amino acids)
Cellular component (GO): Golgi apparatus
Molecular function (GO): heparan sulfate N-sulfotransferase activity; deacetylase activity
Source: RefSeq, a predicted model, not a curated record
UGCCCUGCGGGGCCCAGCUGAGUGAGCAGCAUGCGGCACCCCCAGACCUGCCCUCUGUCUUCUGGCCCACGGCCCAGCCCCCCCAGGAGGCCCUGAUACCCUGGGGCACUUCUGCUCUGUGCAGGACCACGUGGGGGUUUGCCAUGGUGACAUAAAGGGGCGCAGAGGAAGGAAGGAGCGAGACCAGCCUGCAGACUGCGCCUCUGGCUGGGAGGGAGGGCUGGGGGCCCGGAUCUCCCACGCCUGCUGCCCAUCAAGGACCUCGCUUCUCAAGUCCCUGUGAAUCUGUUGCCCAGUGGACGACUCUCGUGCCUACCCACGUGCGGGGCCUCGGGGUGGCCGGGGCAGGCUGAGGUCCCCAGGGGCCAGGAUGCCUGCCCUGGCGUGCCUGAGGAGGCUGUGUCGUCACGUGUCCCCGCAGGCUGUGAUGUUCCUGCUGUUUGCCUUCUGCCUGUUCAGCGUCUUCGUCUCAGCCUACUAUCUGUACGGCUGGAAGCGGGGCCUGGAGCCCUCGGCCGAUGCGCCCGAGCCCGACUGCGGCGACCCACCGCCUGUGGCCCCCAGCCGCCUGCUGCCACUCAAGCCCGUGCAGGCGGCCGCCCCAUCACGCACAGACCCGUUGGUGCUGGUGUUUGUGGAAAGCCUCUACUCACAGCUGGGCCAGGAGGUGGUGGCCAUCCUGGAGUCCAGCCGCUUCAAGUACCGCACGGAGAUCGCGCCGGGUAAGGGGGACAUGCCCACGCUCACUGACAAGGGCCGCGGCCGCUUCGCCCUCAUUGUCUACGAGAACAUCCUCAAGUAUGUCAACCUGGACGCCUGGAACCGAGAGCUGCUGGACAAGUACUGCGUGGCCUACGGCGUGGGUAUCAUCGGCUUCUUCAAGGCCAAUGAGAACAGCCUGCUGAGUGCUCAGCUCAAGGGCUUCCCGCUGUUCCUGCACUCGAACCUGGGCCUGAAGGACUGCAGCAUCAACCCCAAGUCCCCACUGCUCUACGUGACGCGGCCCAGCGAGGUGGAGAAGGGUGUGCUGCCUGGCGAAGACUGGACUGUAUUCCAGUCCAACCACUCUACCUAUGAGCCGGUGCUGCUGGCCAAGACGCGUUCAUCCGAGUCCAUCCCACACCUGGGUGCUGAUGCUGGCCUGCAUGCAGCACUGCACGCCACUGUGGUCCAGGACCUGGGAUUGCAUGACGGCAUCCAGCGCGUGCUGUUUGGCAACAACCUCAACUUCUGGCUGCACAAGCUCGUGUUUGUGGAUGCUGUGGCCUUCCUCACAGGCAAGCGCCUCUCGCUGCCUUUGGACCGCUACAUCCUGGUGGACAUCGACGACAUCUUCGUGGGCAAAGAGGGCACACGCAUGAAGGUGGAGGAUGUAAAGGCCCUGUUUGAUACCCAGAACGAGCUACGCACACACAUCCCAAACUUCACCUUCAACCUGGGCUACUCAGGGAAAUUCUUCCACACAGGUACUGAUGCAGAGGACGCGGGGGACGACCUGCUGCUGUCAUAUGUUAAGGAGUUCUGGUGGUUCCCCCACAUGUGGAGCCACAUGCAGCCGCACCUCUUCCACAACCAGUCCGUGCUGGCCGAGCAGAUGGCCCUGAACAAGAAGUUCGCUGUCGAGCAUGGCAUUCCCACGGACAUGGGGUACGCAGUGGCACCCCACCACUCGGGUGUGUAUCCUGUACACGUGCAGCUGUAUGAGGCCUGGAAGCAGGUGUGGAGCAUCCGCGUGACCAGCACGGAGGAGUACCCCCACCUAAAACCCGCUCGCUACCGCCGCGGCUUCAUCCACAAUGGCAUCAUGGUCCUGCCGCGCCAGACCUGCGGCCUCUUCACACAUACCAUCUUCUACAACGAGUACCCCGGCGGCUCCAGUGAGCUGGACAAGAUCAUCAACGGCGGCGAGCUCUUCCUCACCGUACUCCUCAAUCCCAUUAGCAUCUUCAUGACACACCUGUCCAACUAUGGAAAUGACCGCCUGGGCCUGUACACCUUCAAGCACCUGGUGCGCUUCCUGCACUCCUGGACCAACCUGCGCCUGCAGACACUGCCCCCCGUGCAGCUGGCCCAGAAGUACUUCCAGAUCUUCUCCGAGGAGAAGGAUCCUCUCUGGCAGGACCCCUGUGAGGACAAGCGCCACAAAGACAUCUGGUCCAAGGAGAAGACGUGUGACCGCUUCCCCAAGCUGCUCAUCAUUGGCCCCCAGAAAACAGGCACCACAGCCCUCUAUCUGUUCCUGGGCAUGCACCCAGACCUGAGCAGCAACUACCCCAGCUCGGAGACCUUCGAGGAGAUCCAGUUUUUUAACGGCCACAACUAUCACAAAGGCAUUGACUGGUACAUGGAGUUCUUCCCUAUCCCCUCUAACACCACCUCCGACUUCUACUUUGAGAAGAGCGCCAACUACUUUGAUUCAGAAGUCGCACCCCGGCGGGCGGCCGCCCUGUUGCCGAAGGCCAAGAUCCUGACCAUCCUCAUCAACCCGGCGGACCGAGCCUACUCCUGGUACCAGCACCAGCGAGCGCACGACGAUGCCGUGGCUCUGAAGUACACCUUCCAUGAGGUGAUCACAGCUGGCCCUGACGCGUCCUCCAAGCUCCGCACGCUGCAGAGCCGCUGCCUGGGCCCCGGCUGGUACGCCGUGCACAUCGAGCGCUGGCUCAGCGCCUUCCAUGCCAACCAGAUUCUGGUCCUGGACGGAAAACUGCUGCGAACAGAACCUGCCAAGGUGAUGGACACGGUGCAGAAGUUCCUUGGGGUGACCAACACCAUCGACUACCACAAAACCUUGGCGUUUGAUCCAAAGAAAGGAUUUUGGUGUCAGCUGCUUGAAGGAGGAAAAACCAAGUGUCUGGGCAAAAGUAAGGGCCGGAAAUACCCAGAGAUGGACUUGGAUUCCCGCGCCUUCCUGAAGGACUAUUACCGGGACCACAACAUCGAGCUCUCCAAGCUGCUGUACAAGAUGGGCCAGACACUGCCCACCUGGCUGCGGGAGGACCUCCAGAACACCAGGUAGCCACGGCCACCGCAGCCAGAUCGCACCUUCGAGACGACGGCAGGGACGCCCACGGCGCGCUGGGCCACACUACCUGCAGAGUGGGGAGCCGGGCCUGGGCCGGCCAAGCACUUAACAAGCAAUACGCUGUGAGGCCCACGUGGGGCCAAGAGAAGGGGCCCAGGCAGGUGCACACACACCUCAGAGGAGCGGCCCCUGCUGGCUCUGCGGCCCCUUGGACCUCCCUAGCACCAGGGGCCCAUUCCAUUCCCAGCCUCUUGUGGGGGAGGCCUUUUCCUGUUGGCGGGAGGGAGUCUGUGCGACCCUCCCCUCUGUCCCUCACUGUGUUCUGCCACCCGACCGGACCUUCCCGCCCUGCCCCAGCAGGGCACCCACCCCCUCAGUAUUAGCUGCCACCUUCUCCCUUGUCCUCCAAACAGCAAGGGACAAAAAUCUAGCUAGGCCUUUUGCCAAACCAGGGAGAGAGACUGGACAUAUCCCUGAAGGGUUUCUAGCCAGGCCGGCCGAAAGGGGUCAGCUGGCUAGCCGGAGCCUGCCCCGAGGCCAGGGGUCGGCAUGGCCACCUGGCGAGAACUCAACCCCACGUCCGGGUUCCUCCUAUAACAUCUCACCUUCCCUUUUUGGGGAAAGACUUUGGUUCCUGCAGUGUUCUCCUGGUCCUCAGCCCCUCCUGCAGGUACCCGGGGCUGCAGAACCACCCCCUUCUCCCCACCCUGGGGUCUGACAUGCGUGGUGUUUCCUGUGGUUAAAGACUGGGGUGGUUCCAGCAUCCAUGCAUUGUCCCCACACCUACC